AUGGCGUCCACGAUGAAGGCUUGGCAUUUUACCUCGCCGGGCACCAUCUCCAAGAUCCUCUCCCUCGCCGACAACACUCCCAAGCCCGCCGACGAAGAGAUCAAGAAUGGCCGGAUCCUCAUCAAGGUGGCCCGCGCCUGCAUCAACCCCGCCGACUACAAGGUGCCCGAGCUUGGCCAGGUCUCCAGGGCCCUGGUAUCCUACCCCAAAACGCCCGGCAUGGACCUGUGCGGCCGCGUCGUCGCCGUUGCCGACGAUGUGCACGACGUCGAAGUCGGCCGCCUCGUCAUCGCCCGUGUAAACCCGCUGGGCUCACGGGGCGCUCUCUCCGAAUACGCCAUUGCUGAACUGGACGGCUACGGCACGAUCGCGGACGAUAUCGACUUGGACCAGGCGGCGGGCGCGCCGACGGCCGCGCUGACUGCGUUCCAGACCAUUGCGCCCUACGUCAAGAAGGGAGACAAAGUCUUUAUCAACGGCGGCUCGGGCGGUGUGGGCACGUUUGGUAUCCAGAUCGCCAAGAUCCUCGGCUGUCACUGCAACGUCAUCGAGGAGCUCGAAUCGCGCGGCGAGCAGUUCGCCGUCGUCGUCGACAACGUCGGAGACUCGCCCGCGAACCUCUUCAACGAAUGUCACAAGUUCCUCGUCCCUGACAAGAACGGGGGCUACGUCUUCGUCGGCGGCCAUCUGGCAUCCUGGAUGGAGGAGGGGAGGCUCAAGACUGUGGUGGAUAGCGUCUUCGAGUUUGACCAGGCUCACGAGGCGUUUGAGCAUCUAAAAAGGGAUCAUGUGUUGGAAAAGUAA
This is a messenger RNA of Parascedosporium putredinis, 804 nucleotides long. The record is from the annotation of a GenBank genome assembly. NCBI's taxonomy places the organism in Eukaryota, Fungi, Ascomycota, Sordariomycetes, Microascales, Microascaceae.